Molecule: messenger RNA, 4843 nt
Organism: Fopius arisanus
Lineage: Eukaryota; Metazoa; Arthropoda; Insecta; Hymenoptera; Braconidae
Gene: Pak
Product: serine/threonine-protein kinase PAK 3-like protein
Exons: 10
Coding region: 1074-2822 (582 amino acids)
Biological process (GO): regulation of MAPK cascade; intracellular signal transduction; protein phosphorylation
Cellular component (GO): cytoplasm
Molecular function (GO): protein serine/threonine kinase activity; ATP binding
Source: RefSeq, a predicted model, not a curated record
AUCCUAACAAAAAUGGUAGUACUGGUUUUGAGUAUCUGUUGAGAGGCGGUAAUUUUUGAAAAUACUGUGAAAGGAGGGGGUAGUUUUAUGAAGAUGAAGAAGGCGCUUGCGUCGUCGACGAUCGACGGUCGAGUUAGUCGUGCCAUCAGCCAACAGGAGGAGAAUUCGAGAAUUCGAGAACCCGAAAACCGUCGUGAUGGUGGCCGGUCAUUCCGUGGUUUUUAUCAAUUCAAUCAUUUACAAUUGUUUUAUUACUACAAAAUAAAAGAAACUAAAGAAACUUUUAUUAAUUCCCAUGUUAUCAGCAUUAUUUAAGACGUGAUUAUUUCUCAUUUUGUUGGUUGCAUUUGGUUUGUACAUGAUUGUGCCUCUCUCUGUGUGUUGAAACCUUUGAAACUAAUAAUGUACAUCGUGUUGCUCGGCUGCAGGAGUAGCUAAACGAACUCAAUAAUAUGCUAGAGUUACCUUGACUUCGUGGAAAUUCAACAAAAAAUCGUCAAUAGAAGGAAGAAAGAGAGGGAGAUGGCGAAUGUCUAAACCAAUGAUACUUAAUGAUUUUUGCUUUGCUCUCUCAAGUCAUCAUCAAUACACUGGGGUUGUGGAUUCACUCGUUCGUAAGUUGUGUGUGUAGUGCGUGUGGUGAUUCACGCUCUUCUGGCGGCGCCCAACUGUUCGGUUUAGACUGUGUUUUUAGAAUACGGGAAAAGGAAGGACGAGAUGAUGCCGAUUUUCUACGGUAACCAAGAGAAAAACGAAGGCAAAUCUGUCAACAUCAACUGAUCGAUUGAAAAAUCUUUAACAAGUGGAAUUCAAAGUAUGGUCGGGGACAAGAUAAUAUUGAGAUACCAAUGCUCUUGAAAAAUAUACUGAUAAUUGUCUUUAAAGAUUAAGUCCCAGAACGAGGCACUGCUGAUGAACUUGUUGGGCCAACACUUAUAAUUCCGCGUUUAAUUAUAAUAAUCAUUGAUAAGUACUAAUGACAUUGUGAAAAAGGAAGAAGUUUAUAUUGCGUGUCUAGAAGUUGAAACAACGCAGUGAAGAGCCUGACUGCAGACUUCACUAUAAAGAUCAUCAUGUCAGAUGAAGAAGACAAACCACCUGCACCUCCAGUUCGGCUUACUUCCAACAGGGGCGAAUCAGCACCAAAUUUGCCAGUGGAUAUGCGUCCACUACCAAAGGAACCAGACUCGGACGAAAGAAAGAAGAAAAUUUUAAAAGGAAAAAUGAAAGUGAAAGAGAAUAAAGAUAAGCCUAAUAUCAGUUAUCCAACAAAUUUCGAGCACACAGUCCAUGUGGGUUUCGAUGCUGUCACUGGAGAAUUUACGGGAAUGCCGGAAGCAUGGGCAAGACUACUCAUGUCGAGCAAUAUCAGCAAACAGGAGCAGAAAAAAAAUCCCCAGGCAGUGCUGGAUGUUCUGAACUGGUAUGACAGCAGUAGCAAAGAAGCGAAGGGUUCCAAGUACAUGACCACAACAAAAAUGGUUGGAGUCGGUGCUCCUUUAGACCGAGCGAGUAGUCCACGCAGUAUGGGGAUGACCGUAAACAUUGGAAUGGGAAAUAUUCGUGGACAGGCGAUAUCACAGGCCUCUGGUAGUUCGCAUUCGCAGCAGUCAUUGAGUCGAGUUAGCAGUAGUAGUCCAAGUAGUACACCAACAGACGCAUGUGCAACCAGUUCUGAACAGGAAGAUGACCCACCACCCCCGCCGAUUUCUGCAAGGCCUGAUCGCACGAAAUCAAUUUACACCAAACCAAUUGAAGAAGAAACAUUACCACCGCCACACUCCACGUCUCUGGGUUCACCUCAGCGAAAUGGGACUCCUCAACCACAACAUCAGUCGCUUGACAGAAAUAAAAAUCAAGCGAGUCCAACACCAACCGCGACUGAUCAAUCGAGGCCGGCUCAAAGUGAUAGGGCUCGCAAGAAAAAAAUGUCCGAUGAUGAGAUAUUGGAAAAACUCAGGACAAUAGUUAGUGUUGGUGAUCCAAACAGAAAGUACAAUAAGAUGGAGAAAAUUGGUCAAGGGGCUUCCGGUACUGUCUACACGGCGAUUGAAACUUCAACAGGCAUGGAAGUGGCAAUAAAACAGAUGAAUCUUUCGCAACAACCAAAGAAGGAAUUGAUUAUAAAUGAAAUUCUAGUUAUGCGGGAGAAUAAACAUCCAAAUGUGGUUAAUUAUUUGGACAGUUACCUCGUUGGUGAAGAACUCUGGGUAGUAAUGGAGUACCUUCCUGGCGGUAGUUUAACAGAUGUUGUGACUGAAACCUGUAUGGAUGAAGGACAAAUAGCAGCGGUAUGCCGUGAAGUUUUACAAGCACUUGAGUUUUUACACUGUAAUCAAGUUAUACAUAGGGAUAUUAAGUCUGAUAAUAUAUUACUGGGAUUGGAUGGUGGUGUUAAGUUAACCGAUUUUGGAUUUUGCGCACAAAUAUCGCCAGAACAAAGUAAAAGAACUACGAUGGUGGGUACACCGUACUGGAUGGCACCGGAAGUUGUUACGAGAAAACAAUAUGGACCCAAAGUGGACAUUUGGUCACUGGGUAUCAUGGCAAUAGAAAUGAUCGAGGGUGAGCCCCCGUAUCUCAAUGAAAAUCCCCUUCGAGCACUGUACCUGAUCGCAACGAACGGAAAACCCGAAAUCAAAGAGAAAGAAAAGCUUUCUCCAAUUUUUCAGGACUUUUUGGAUCAGUGCUUGGAGGUCGAAGUUGAGAAGCGCUCAGGAGCUUCUGAAUUAUUAAAGCAUCCUUUCCUGAAAUUUUCAAAGCCUUUAGCGUCUCUGACACCUUUGAUAAUGGCAGCUAAAGAGGCCGCCAAGGGUCACUAAAUUCUUCACAUCGACUCCAGAUACAGAAAAACAGCAUGAAAAGAACAAUUGGGAAAAAGUAUUCAGAAGAUAUGAGGAUAUCGACCCUCCCAAAUUGGUAACGGCACAAUAAUUCAGUAAUAUAUAAUAUUUAAUAAGUAUAAAUAGAAUAUGUAUAGGUACUAAUUAGUUAGAAUUUGUUUACUAUCAAUUGAUUUAUUAUUUGACGAGUUAUAAUAAAAUCGGCCCGUUUUAACUGGGAGUAUUUAAUGUUAAAAUCUAUGAGAUCAAGAAUAAUCUGGCAUAUUAUUGGAUGAAAUUCAUCUGCAAGUUAAUUUUUAUUUGUAGAAUAAAUCGAAAUUUCCAAUGAAUUUAAUGAAUCCAACGCCAGCUAUUUUAUAAAUACGGUGAAUUAGUAUUACUAACUCAAUUUGACAAUGAGUUAGCUGACUAUUGAUGAAAGAAAUGAGACACAUUACCUACAGCAAAACCCUUUUUAGAUAAUGCGAUAAGCAAAUAAGAAUGACUAGUAAUUAAUGAGGUAACACUUAUUCUAAUAAUAUUAUUUCAGCGGAAAAGUUACUGAACAAAAAGUUAUGAGGUAAAAAUAAAAUUGGCCUCUAUGUGGGAUUUAUAUUUUUUGAAACGUAAAAAUUGAACUAGGAAAGAUAAUUAAUAACUGAAAACAUGAACACGGUUAAUUAUUAUUUUUGGCAUUGCUGCUGUGCUCAUCUCGUGCCGAAAUGUGCUUUUUUUACCUGUGAAAUUGAAAACGCACAGUUCAAUACUUGCUGAACGUAACAUCGCUGACAAAAAAAUAUUGUUCCACACAUGUACGAUGGGUUUUUUCAGUCUAUGUGAUUGGCUAACCUCGGCUGCGUCCGGGCCGCUCAGUUGAUAUCCCUGACAACGUAACGGAUUUAUAUCGAAAAAUACUAUUUUCAUCGGUCUUGUAGAUUCACAAGCAGCCUUUAUUAGUUUUUUCACAGAGGUUUUAAAAUUUGACCUAUUUUGUCUUGGGAGAAAAAGGAAUGAAUGAAACCAUCAUUACAUAAACGGCGUUUUCCAUGAAAUUUUUUUUUUUUUUAAUUUACUUGGCAUACCACAUUCUCUUUUACAGUAUGUAUAAACAGAUAUUAACCUGUCUGCAGUCGCGCAAAAUCACUAGUUUGCUAUUCUUUUUGUUUGCUUUCUCUUAUAUCGGGAUAUACUUAUCACGAUAUAAGAGAAAGGAAACAAAAAAAUAUAAAAUAAGAGAACGGAAAUUAACGAUAACGAUUUUUAUUUUUAAUUAAGUAAGCUUGAUGAGUUAUUCAAUUAAAGAAAAUGUAUUCAAUUAGUCAUGAUUUUUGGAUGUGUUUUCUAUGCCAUGACUAUUGUGGCACAGAAAAUUGUAACGCUGCAGCGCGACCCUUUGCGGGUUAACAAAAUUGAGAUAUCGAUUUGACCAAGAGCAUUCAAAGAGCAUUUAACUUGACUCAUUUUUUGUUAGGUAUAUUAAACCCAGGACUGAAACUUUAAGAGUUUUGAAAUUCAGUGUAUAAUUUUUUGAGCAGCUGUGCUGGAAUUGGAAACACCUAUUUUCUCAUUUUCAUCCCAGAAAAAAAGGAGAGAAAUUUUUGUUAAAAUUUAGCGGAUGUUUUGUUAAAUAUGUUUCUCUGUGAGCAAAAAAUUCACGGAACUAUUGUUUCCCGUAACUCUUGCCUCAUUUGUGUGUCAAAAUGACAAUACCGCGUCAUUUAGAUUUGCUGAAUGAAAUUCAUAAUCGGUAAGCCAAUUUAAGCUCUGCAUCUUUUAUUAAAUAUCUCUGUAUAUACGACGCUCAUAUGGAAAAUUACGCGGUACAGUAGAGUUCCCUUAGUUUGCCGGCUUCGGUACUUAAUCUUGAAGCGAUUUCCUUGGAAAGGGUCUAGCCAGGUAGGCUGGUGUAUCUGCCCCCAGCGAAUUUCAAGGCGCCUUUUUUUUCAUAUAUGUAUCACGUAAAAAGAUAAUUCUGUGGAAAAUUUCAGAUGUUUGUCUUGAUGCUCUGAUUUUUAAUGAUU